AAUUUAUAAAUAAAGGUCAAAAAAAAUAAAUAAAAAAAAGAAAGAUAAAAUACACACAAAACACAUUCUCUCUCGUACUAUUGUAUAUAUUUGUAUGCACCGGGCGUUUGGGUUGCUGAUUUGAGUGAUUUUGUUGAGAGAAAAAAUAUAUAUAUAUAUUUUUUGUGUUGAAAAAAAAAAGGUUUGCUAAUAUGGCAGAAUUUUGUGAUUCUAGUGUUGUUACAAUUUUGUGAUAUAUACCUACAUUAAUAUACAAUACAUUGAAAAUAAAAAAUAAAAAGUGUAUGUUUAUAUAAAAAAUAUAUUAUAUUAUUUUUUUUUUUUUUCAUAAAUUGUAUCAGUAUUAAGUCUUAAUUGUGUCAAUGAUGUUACAGUCAACCUUGAUAUCAGUGUGACUGUGUAUAUUUUUGUGACAAUUAUAAACUGUUAUUGUGAAAAGCAUUACCCGCCUAAAUAGUGCCAGUUAAAAAAUUAAUAAUAAAUACACAUAAACAUUGCUUAUUUUUUUUUGAGUCAAUAAAAUUAUUUAUAACAUUAUUUUUUUCUCAAUUUUUUCUACAAGUGAUUGGUUUUCAUUUUUUUUUUUUGCCUUUUUUUUUCUUGUGUAUAUUAUUUAUAAAAUGUAUUUAAAUUAAAGAAUAAAAAAGUGGUGUCAUUUACAGCUGGAAUAAAUAAAUUAGCAGGUAUUUAAAAUAAGAGUGUCAGGAGGCUAUGGCCAACCUGAAUUUUGAACAGCCACCAAGGAGUAUAGGAAGUACUAGUAUAAUAACUUCACGUGGUACUAGUAGUGGAGGAUUAAGUUCAUCAACAUUGAUGGGUCAUGUCACACCAACAUCAGGCAUGUUUUCAGGCUCAUCAUCAAGUACAUCAAGUACAGCAAAUUCGACAAUUGUCGGAGCAAGCAUUUAUCCAGGUGGAUCUGGAGGUGGCUCACAAACUGUUGGUCAUCCAAUACAACAACAACAACAACAACAGCAGCAACAACAACAACAGCAACAGCAGCAACAACAACAACAACAGCUUUCGCCUAUGGGAAGCAGAGGAGGUGGUGGUGGUGGUCUCUUUACUCAAAGAACUUUUGCUGAUAGACGUACUAUGCCUGCUCUUGGCAAUUCAAAUCCAAUGGGGAGUAUGGGAAGCUUUGGAAUACCACCAAGUCGAAGUUAUGGAUCUCAAGGUGCGAUAAAUAGUUAUCAUUCUGUAUUUGGUAAUAGUGGUGGCGGAGAUACGAGUACACCUCCACUCUUGGAUCUUUCGGAAUUUCCUUCGUUAACAAACAGAGGACAGCAGGGUGAUUCUAUGCCUCAACCUAGCCCCAUGCCGGGAAAACAAGCUUACGUUGGUAUGGUUAAACAACCAACGGUGGAAACAAGUGAAUUUACAAUGAGCUCAGAAGAUUUUCCAGCAUUACCUGGUACACAAAGUAGAGAUGGUCCAUCACCUGGUGAUAAUAUAACAGGUGAAAAAAAUCUUUCAGUUGGUCUUGGACCAGAAAUUGGACAAGAUGCAUUACAAAGUAAUAGAGUAACUGGUACAGAUAAAUCUCAAGCAUCUAAAAGAGGAAUACAAACAUCACCUGAUGGUAAAGUAACGAAUAUACCUGCAAGCAUGGUCAAAGAUCAAUUUGGUAUGGUAGGAUUAUUAACAUUUAUUCGAGCAGCUGAAACAGAUCCAAAUCUUGUAUCAUUAGCACUUGGUCAAGACUUGACUGCAUUAGGACUCAAUCUAAAUUCACCUGAAAAUCUUUAUCAAAAUUUUGGUGGCCCCUGGGCGGAUACACCAUGUCGGCCGCAAGAUAUUGAUUUUCAUGUACCACCAGAAUAUCUCAUUAACGCAUCCAUAAGGGAUAAGUUGGCACCUGUAAAACUCAAUCGUUACAAAGAUGAUCUCUUAUUUUAUAUGUUUUAUACAAAUGUUGGAGAUGUCUUACAAUUAGCUGCUGCUGCUGAACUAUACAGCAGAGAAUGGCGAUAUCAUAUGGAAGAAAAAGUAUGGAUAACGCAAGCACCUGGACUUGGAAUGGUUGAAAAAACAUCAACGUAUGAGCGUGGUACUUAUUUUUAUUUUGAUGCACAAAAUUGGAGAAAAGUACCAAAGGAAUUCCAUUUGGAUUAUACUAAAUUGGAAAGUAGACCUCAUCUUCCUCAAACCUUGUAUCAACAACCUCAGCCUUGACUACAGGUUAAUUAAGAAUUAUAAAUUUAAAUUUAAAAUUAAUAAACAAAAAGAAAUUAAAUAAAAUUAAAUACAAGCAAGUAAAUCUGUACAAAUAUUUAAAAAAAAAAAAAAACAAAAACAAACUAAAUUACAAUCAGUAUGACUGCUUUUGAUAAAUGUUAAUAAUUAUUAUUUUUUUACUUUGUUAUUAAAAUAUAUUUACACAUGAUAUUACUAUUAAUUUUUUUUUUUUUUUUUCAAUAUAUUUGAAAAACAUCAAAACAAGAAUUAAACUUGUUUCAGAUUUGCCUGCAGAUAAGUGUGCUGUAUGUGAAGCUGGAUGUAUCCAGCUAUUGUAUAAAUGAACAAAUUUAAUAAUCUUUAAUAAAACAUUACAUUCAAAGAGUAAAAAAAAAAAAAAAAAA
This is a messenger RNA of Aphidius gifuensis, 2582 nucleotides long. Its product is annotated as CCR4-NOT transcription complex subunit 2. Gene Ontology annotation, cellular component: P-body; CCR4-NOT core complex. The record is from RefSeq and is a predicted model, not a curated record. NCBI's taxonomy places the organism in Eukaryota, Metazoa, Arthropoda, Insecta, Hymenoptera, Braconidae. The transcript has 7 exons. Gene Ontology annotation, biological process: nuclear-transcribed mRNA poly(A) tail shortening; regulation of DNA-templated transcription; regulation of stem cell population maintenance. The coding region runs from base 712 to 2175 and encodes 487 amino acids.